UUUAGAGCGGUUUAUAUAUUUGUACCACACAUCACAUUCGUUUGUGGAAAGCUGGACGUAAUAUUUACUAAACGUCCUUCUUUCCAUUUGGUAGUUUUAAACCAAUAUAAACAUUGUACUUUGUGAUUUAUUGCGAUUGGUGUACUAUAGAAAGGUAGAUAGGAUGUUUGCUAUGAAAUCUGACCUACAUGUACUGGCUAGUGUGGUAUUGACUGGUCUAUUUUUGCUCCCGUCCCAGUUUGUUACUUGCAAUGAGAAGCAAUGGGAUCACUUCAUGUUUGCUCAAGCCUGGCCUCCUGGCACUUGUGCUGAUGCCCACAGAGAGCAUCAUGUGUGUCAUAUAGGUGCACAGGUGAAAACUUGGACCAUUCAUGGUCUGUGGCCAUCACUAGGAGCUAGCAAGGGACCAACCAGCUGCAACAAUUCAUGGCCGUUUGACUUCAGUAAGAUAGCAAGUUUGACACAGGAACUGAGGACUUACUGGCCAAACCUGUAUAAUGACACAAGCCCUUAUAGUUUUUGGGCACAUGAAUGGGACAAGCAUGGCACGUGCUGCACGGAUCUUGACUCAACUUCAGGGGAACGUAAUUACUUUACAGCAGGUCUAAAUCUCAAUAAAAAAUACAAUGUUUCACAGGAACAUGAGUGGGAACAUCACGGAACUUGUUGUACCUCUUUGAAGGCAACUUCAAAUGAAUACAAAUACUUUAAAACAACUCUAAACUUAAAUCGCAAGUACGACAUUGGAACAAUGCUGGCCGACAGUGGUGUGAAACCAAGUGAAACAGCUCAGUAUAGUUAUAACGACUUUGUUAAUGCUGUGAAGAAGGCAAUUGGAUUUGAGCCAGUUAUACAGUGUACUGUCAUAGAGGAGAAAAAUGGGAGUGUAUAUCACCUGAUCGACCAGGUUCAAAUUUGCCUGAAUAAAGAUUUUACUCCAAGGUCAUGCAUGGAUGGGACAAUCUACCCGAGUGGAUACUACCAUACCAAGGGAAACAACUCUUUAUCAAAUUUUGAAAAGGGAGAGAAGAAUGGUCUGAUUGGCAGAAGAUCCAGUCAUCAUCACUACCAUGAACCACAGUCAACUUGCCCAAAGAAAUACAGCUUCAACUAUCCACCAAUUCACCAAGUUUAGCUUAUGUAUAUUUUCCUCCAACUUAAAAGGUGGUCAGUUUUAUUUUGACCAUGUGUAAUAGGUACUUUUACAGCUGAUCUUCUUUUUACACUCCAGAUAUUGACUGGAAGUAAUUUUUCAUUUUGUCACUUAGCUAGGGAGGGAUUUUCAAAAAAGAAUGACCAUCUUAUUUUUAUAAUACAUGUAUAAUGUAACUGCUGAACUUGACCCACCUACCAAUUUCAGCAUUUCCUUCUUAAAGGGGAAUAAUGACAAAAUUAUAUAACACACAUUUAAUAAAACAAAUAUUUCUUGUAGGCAUAUAUCUCUGUUUUAUUAACCUUUUUUGUUUCUUGAAUAAAUCUCUAACAAUAUAUAACUAACCUUUAGCCUUCUGGCGACAAGUGAUUCUGCCUUUGCGGACGUACAGGCUGAUCUUGAUCUUCACUGGGUGCUAUUCAUUUCAGUGCAGGCUGAUCAUGGUCUGCACUAUUCGCUGCUCAGUCAGUAAAUUUUCAGUGAACACACCUUUGAAUAAUAAUUGGUACUGCCCAAAUUGAAUGAUGGACCAGUCCAUUUUAGAAAUAGGUUUAAAGAAGAUCUUUAGAGUACAUAGACAAACUGAUUGUAACUUCAUACAAGAAGCUCUUCCUUUUCUUCAAGUAACAUACAAUUCAAGUACAGAAAUGUUUUGAAGAUCCAGUCACAUUAAGCUUAUUCAUAGAGAAUAUUUAGCAGACGACAAUUUCUGUCAUUUAUUUAAAAAAAAAUAUAUAACAUUUACAAAGAAACAAUAUGUGCAUCAUCAGUGUGGCCAGUCUUCUACUUGCGCUCACUUUAAAGAUGCUUAAUCACAUCCAGGCAACAUUUUAUAACUUUUUCCACUUUUCAUUUUAAACUUUACCCUGCUAAAUUUCUAAAAUGAACUGGACAAUCAUUCAAUUUGAGCAGUACCACUUACUAAUUAAAUGGGUGUUCACUGAAAAUUUACUGACUGAAUAGCGAAUAGUGCAGACCAUGAUCAGCCUGCACGGAUCUUGGUCUGCACUAGUCGCAAAGGCAAAAUCACUUGCCACCAGCAGGCUAAAGGUUAAACAGUAGAUUGUUUAUCACCCAUAAAAGGCAAGGGGAUAUAAUUUUGGCAUUGUCUGUUCCUUAUUUUAUGCUCAAAAUGUUACUGAUAUUUCAAGAUUCUUUUCUUUUGAUUUGUUGAGUCUUAAUGUUAGUUUAUAAAUGAUAAUUGAAUCAUAUCAUCAAGGAAAGUCACAAAAGUUUUGUUUUUUCAGAUGAGUAUAUUUCUCACAUUUAAAUUUUGUUACUUUCAUUUAUUGAGAAAAACAUGUUUUAUGUGUUUAGAUGCAGAAAGCAUAUCUGUUUACAUCAUUUGUUGCAUAAUGUCAUUUUGACAGUAAGGUGCCUUGUGUUGUAACACACCUCAUUUAUCUUGUUUUAUGUCUGUAUUCAAAGUAAAUAGUGCUAGAUAACACAAAGAUCACAUUUAUAAAGAGCAGGGCUUUGUAUGAAGAACAGAUAAUUUUCAAACUAUUGAAUUACAUUGAUAUUGGCUGUUAAGAAAAAAUGUGUUUAUUGUAGCAACCUAUGACUGCUGGCAUUUUUGGAGAAAAAAAUGUUUAAAUACCUACUAUAAAAAUGAUAAGAAAAUGUUAUAUUUGAGUGAAGGACUCGACUUGAGAGAAUAGAAGUUACCAUUUAACUAAAGAAAAAUCGCCUUUGCAUGAAAACCUACAAGUAAUGAGGAUUGCUCACAAUAUCAGAAUGUCAGGAAUCUUUAUAGAAACCAUUCCAAUUGUACAGUUGUUUGUUACAGGAUUACACAAUUGUUGCCAUCUUAGAGUCUGCCCUGCUGCGCAUUAUUUUACUGACAUGCACACCAUUUCACACAGACGUGUAAUUUUUAUAGCAGACAAGAUUAUAUCAUUGUUAUGUGUUUAUUUUAAAAGUAAAUAUUUAAUAAAAUUGCCAAUAAACAUGUUUUAAUAAUGACUCAAGCUGUUAUAUCGGCCCUUUUUUUUGCAGUUUCAGAUUUCCGGUCUAUUACGGUCAUGAUGGAAACACAUGUUUAUUGUCAUUAUUUAAUCUUAAAACUUUAUUUAAAAAUAUUAUACCUGAUUUUCAUGAUUCCCUCUUUAUUCAGUGUGAUAUUAUCUGAUCCAUAAUGUUUUAUAGUGGUGAAACUUGGUUUGUAGCUUAGUUGGAAAUGAUGGGAUAAUAUUUGAGGUCUCUUGGGUCAAGGUCACUUACUAAAAAUAGAAAAAUGUCUUAAGUUAGGAAUGAGAUUUAGUGGUGAAACUUGGUUUGUAGGUAGUGUAGGUGGAGUUGACAAUUGGGAUUGCAUUUCAGUAGCUAGGAUUAAGGUCAAGGUCAUUUUUACUAAAAAUAGAAACAAGCCCCAAUUUCAUGAAAAUACUGAGGUUUGUUAUUUUGCUUCAUUUUUUACUUUUCUUAAGCAGAUUAACAUACUUAACAGGCCAGGCUCUCGCACAAUAUAUUCAGUUCUGGUACACCUAUUGUCACCAAACUUGGCGCAAAGUAAGCUUUUAUAGAAACAAAAACUGCGAUAAUAUUUGGGGUCACUUGGAUGAAGGUCACUGUCACUUAAAAUAGAGAAAUGAUAUGCACUCAAUUAUUUGAGUUAGGAAUGAGAUUAUAGUGGUGAAACUUGGAUUGUAGGAAGCCUAAGUGUAGAUGAGAGUUGGGAUUGCAUUUAAGGUCACUGGAGUCGAAGUCAUUGUUACUAAAAUAGAAAAAUGAUUUUUGCUUGGAUGUACCUGUUGUCAGAGCCGGUCAUUGUUACUAAAAUAGAAAAAUGAUUUUCGCUUGGAUGUACCUGUUGUCAGAGCCGGUCAUUGUUACUAAAAUAGAAAAAUGAUUUUCGCUUGGAUGUACCUGUUGUCAGGAUAUAAAUCUGAUAUAAUAAUAAUAAUAAUAAUAACCAAACUUGGUGUGUAGAUAGCUUUUAUUGAAACAAAGGUUGGAUAAGGUUGUAAUCUUCAGUUAGUUCACAGAAUUGUGAAAUAUGUUAGAACUGAGCAGUUGCUAGCAUUUGUAAAUUAGUAUUCAUAUCAAAGUUUAACAUGUCAAGCCUGGAUUCAUGGUGUUGCCAUGUAUCUUGUUCGACUUAUGUGCUAUUUUAGGGGUGUUACAUCAUCAUGUUACAUUGCUAACAUUGAAAAAUUUUAUCCAUUACAGAAUAGAAAUUUUAUAUAGGGAUAUGCAAGUGAGGUAAAAUACUAAAUACAGUUGGACCUAGGUAUCUCAAACUCCAAGGGAUCGAGCAUUUUACUUCGAAAUAACUGAAAUUCGAAUUAAAAUGACAUUUUUUGCACAGUAUGUUUACGGGAAGGGACUUGAAAAUUUCUUCAAGAUAGCUGGAAUUUUGAGAUAGCCAGUUUGAGAUGUAGAAUUUCAAAUGAAUUCACAAAAUAAUUGCUAUGUAAUAUUUAUGUAAUGGUGCUUCUGCUUCAUAAAACUAUGCAAUAAUUUGUAACUAACAAAGUGCCAUAAAUGAUUGACAGUCCCAAUAUAUGUGUAAAUUAUAUAUAUAGCUCAUCAAAUAUUUAUUGCAAAAACUGGCAUCUGUGUUAGUAAAAAGCAUCAUUUUCCAUGACAAAUAUUAAACUGCUUGUUUUGGUUCAAAUAAUUGUUUAGCAGACAUUUAUCAAGAUAUCUUAUAUACUUCCUGAAGGGAGAUUAUAAUAGUUUUGCUCACAAUAUCCACUUUGAAAACUUCAUUUUUCUUUUGACACAAAAGUACUGACAAGUACUAACAGACUGUUAUUCAUCCUAUAUUCAUUAAAACAUAUUUAUCUCUGAUCUUGUCUGAAAUGUCUCAAAACACACAAGCUAUUGUGGAUUUCACUUCACAAGUCUUCCCAUGUGUGGAACAAUGUACUGGCUUUAACACUUUUGCAUAUUUAACUUAUUAUUUCUUACCCAUUAGUCUUAUAAUUAAAGAACCAUCAGAUCAAUGCUUCAUAGAAAAAAGAAAGUCAUAAUUUUAAUUUACACUUGCUUUUCUUGUAAUAUCCACAAUAUAUGCAAAUAUUGUGCUAUAUGCACAAAUGUGCUAUGUUUGCAUCACAUAAUAGUCAUAUGUUAGUUUCUAGACUUGUCAAAAUUUAAUUAAUUUUAUGCAAAACUUGACAAAAAAAAGUAGAAAGUUUUUUUUGUAAUAUAAUUGAAAUGGCUGUAUUUAGGGGUGUAACCAAAUUAGUAGUGAGACUAAUCUACCUCUAUGACUAUAAAAUGUUUACUUCAUUAUGAAGUCAUGAAUUAUAUCAUCGAGUAAUACCUCUGAAUAAUACUGUUUGUUUUUAGUUACACAUUCAGGAAUUGCCAAUCUUCCUAAGUGUACCGUAUUCCUAUCGAUAAAAUGUGAUAUAUGCAAAAUGAUUCUUAAAUUAUUUUUUGUGAAGUUUAUUUUGUAUACAGUAAAUUGAAGAAAUUUUCUUCAUUGUACAGUUUACUUUUACAAAUAUUGAUCUGUUGCCAUGCACCUGACCUUUUCAUACUUCAUGUUAAUAGAAUUUGCUUUUUGCCGUGGAAAACUUGCCUAGGAUAAAAUGAAAUAGGUCAGCAAUUUCAGUAUGCGCCAAUUUUAGAAGUAAACCAGUAGUUUCUGGAUCAGAUCUCGGUAUGUGACACCAUUGUGCCAACAAUGUCACUUUAAAAAGUGCUUUAUAAUGUGGAAAAUAUUUGAAAUCCGUAUGGCACCAGGCAUUAAGUUUUCCAAAACAUAAUACACCUCUCCUUUGUAAAUAUACAAAAUUUGACUAAUUAUUUUUGUAACAAUUAUAUUUGUGUUAUGUUGUUGAAGAAAAAUAUACUUCAGGUAUCUAUGCACUAACCAUCAACUAACAUUUUGUUGAAAUAAAUUUGUUCAGAAAUAGA
This is a messenger RNA of Mercenaria mercenaria, 6025 nucleotides long. RefSeq names its product ribonuclease Oy-like. Gene Ontology annotation, cellular component: extracellular region. Gene Ontology annotation, molecular function: ribonuclease T2 activity; RNA binding. Lineage: Eukaryota; Metazoa; Mollusca; Bivalvia; Venerida; Veneridae. The record is from RefSeq and is a predicted model, not a curated record. Gene Ontology annotation, biological process: RNA catabolic process. The transcript is spliced from 11 exons. The coding region runs from base 164 to 1135 and encodes 323 amino acids.